Molecule: messenger RNA, 636 nt
Organism: Alosa sapidissima (American shad)
Lineage: Eukaryota; Metazoa; Chordata; Actinopteri; Clupeiformes; Clupeidae
Product: olfactory receptor 6N1-like
Exons: 2
Coding region: 1-636 (211 amino acids)
Biological process (GO): G protein-coupled receptor signaling pathway
Cellular component (GO): membrane
Molecular function (GO): olfactory receptor activity; G protein-coupled receptor activity
Source: RefSeq, a predicted model, not a curated record
AUGUACGUCUUGUUGGUGUUUGUCCUUUAUGUCCUAAUCAUUACAGUCAACUUAACUUUGAUCUUAACAGUGAUCAUAGAAAAUAGCCUCCAUGAGCCCAUGUAUAUUUUCCUCUCUAAUCUAUGCUUGAAUAGCCUUUAUGGGACUGUUGGUUUUUACCCUAAAUUUUUGCUGGACUUGCAAUCGGAUACUUAUACAAUAACAUACAGUUGGUGCCUAACACAAGCUUAUGUGAUUUAUUCCUCAGUAAUGUGUGAAAUCACUCUUUUAACAGUGAUGUCUUAUGACCGCUAUGUGGCAAUUUGCAGACCACUGCAAUACCACAGUAUUUUGACUCCACAUGCUGUGCUUAAACUGCUUGUAGUGGCCUGGGCUUAUCCACUUUUGGCAAUCGCAACAGCUCUUGUUCUUACUGUUAGAAUACCCAUUUGUGGAUCUCACAUCCGUAAACUAUUCUGUGAUAAUCCUUCAAUACUAAAGCUGGGUUGUUCUCUAGCCACAGCCAACCAGGUUUGGAGCAUGUUACAUAUUACAGCUUACUGUAUACAGUUUGUGUUAAUUUUAAUUUCAUAUGCUCGUAUUGUACGGGUUUGCAUAUUAUCCAGUGAGGGCAGAACAAAACGAGUUUCGGCCUAA